CGGUUCAUCCGUUACAUCAGCCGGUGAAGACCGAGUUCGCUGGAUGAGCUGUCCGAUUUUAUAUCGGUUUUUAUUUUUAAAAGGCAUUUUUAACCAGUUUUAACUAAGCUAUAUUGAAUUACCAGUUUGUUUUAUUGAUUUAAAUACAUUUAAAGCGGCUGGCUGGCCAGCCGAGUGGCUUUACGUGUUUAUUUUUAUCUACAUUAAGCCGAAAAGGCGAUUAUGGCUUUUUAAUGCAAUGAUGUGGUAGCAAAAAGGCGGCGGCAUGCACCAGACAACGCAAACCAACCCUCGCUUUACCAUCCCCGCGACUGCCGAGCAGUCGGGCUCCGGUACCGGCCCCGGUACAGCGUCGAGCCAGCACCCCAUACCUCCGUUACUAGACAGGAGGAAGCUAACGCUAGCGAGUUAGCUUAGCUUAGCAUCUACUGUAUUUCCAGGGUUUCGAUACAUCCUACACCACCGACAUGAAGCCACAAGACAUCGUCGCGGGGAAGAGCAGCCUGUGGAUCUUCGGCUACGGCUCGCUGGUGUGGAAGCCAGACUUCAAGUACAAGCGCAGCCGAGUGGGUUUCAUCCGCGGCUACAAGAGACGCUUCUGGCACGGGGACAACUUCCACCGGGGCAACGAUGAAAUGCCUGGCAGAGUGGUGACGCUCAUCGAGGAGGAUGACGCAAGCACGUGGGGCAUCGCCUUUGAGGUGACCGGCUCCCAGAUUGAGGAUGCCCUCCGCUACCUGAACGUGAGGGAGGCGGUACGUGGUGGCUACGGCACCGAAAUGGUUGAUUUUAUCUCGCGAGAUGAGCGCCAAUCACCAGUCCAGGCUCUGGUUUACAUCGCCACAUCAGACAACCCCACCUACCUGGGCCCUGCAAGUACAGAAGACAUCGCCACCCAAAUCGCAACGUGCAGAGGAAAGACGGGGCACAACAUCGAGUACCUGCUGCGCCUGGCCGAUUUCAUGAGGGGGAGCUGCCCGGGCAUCGACGAUCCACACCUGUUCUCUAUCGAGGCCGCCUGCCUUGCCAUCAUCCAGCCUUUACUGUUAGCUGCCCAGCAGCAGCCUUUACAAAUGUAAACGGUCAAUUCCUCAACUAAACUCUACAAAUGUAAAUGAUUAAAUACGCACAUAUAUUCCUCACACUUGAUAUAAGAUAUGAUUAGGGUAUUAAAUGCUUUUGGUUUUACUGUACUGUUGUAGCUUUAGCUAGCAUGUCUUAGCUGUACGAGCUCUUACCGUGUUGGCGAUAUAGCCUAAAUGGAUUUACUGUAUCACAAACAUUGCAUAGUUCAACAUGUUCAUUUCAUUUGCACUCCAUUACUGACAUGGUCAGUUCUUUUACCUCUGAUUCAGAUUCUGUAUUUGAAUGACCUGUAUUCAUAACCUUUGUUGUAAAAGGGAUUUCCUGUUUGUUUUCAAUGCCUGACAUCCUCAAAUAAAAUGUUUGCAAUUA
Molecule: messenger RNA, 1455 nt
Organism: Trichomycterus rosablanca
Lineage: Eukaryota; Metazoa; Chordata; Actinopteri; Siluriformes; Trichomycteridae
Gene: chac1
Product: ChaC, cation transport regulator homolog 1 (E. coli)
Exons: 3
Coding region: 468-1079 (203 amino acids)
Biological process (GO): glutathione catabolic process
Cellular component (GO): cytoplasm
Molecular function (GO): glutathione specific gamma-glutamylcyclotransferase activity; gamma-glutamylcyclotransferase activity
Source: RefSeq, a predicted model, not a curated record